Molecule: messenger RNA, 688 nt
Organism: Drosophila ficusphila
Lineage: Eukaryota; Metazoa; Arthropoda; Insecta; Diptera; Drosophilidae
Product: protein CutA homolog
Exons: 1
Coding region: 78-635 (185 amino acids)
Biological process (GO): response to metal ion
Molecular function (GO): copper ion binding
Source: RefSeq, a predicted model, not a curated record
GUCUUGCUUUGCUUUGUUAUUGCUAUCUGCAAUUCGCACCGAACUUGGGUUUUUUGUGCCGUACAAAGUGCAGGUUAAUGCAAUUUCGGAUCUGUGCAAGGUUCUUGCCCUUUCGCUGGGUGUUUGCGCGCAACCUGUUCAUCGUUGCAAGCGUCACCGCGGUCACAAUCCGUCCAUCGUUUGCCUCGAGCAGUUUGUGCAACGCUGCCAAUCAAAACAGCUGCAUCUCCUCCAGUUUGACAUACAAUACCGUUGCCAGGAUGAGCGACCAAGCGGGUGAAUCGCCAGCAGCUGGGAAGUCCUAUCAGCCGGGCAGCAGUUCGGUGGCCUUCGUCACCACUCCAGAUCGCGAAUCGGCAAGGAAGCUAGCACGCAGCAUAAUCGAACGUAAACUGGCCGCCUGCGUCAAUAUUGUGCCAAAAAUCGAGUCCAUUUACCUGUGGGAGGGCAAGGUCAACGAGGACAGCGAAUAUCUGAUGAUGAUAAAGACGCGCACCAGUCGCAUCGACGAGCUGAGCAAGUUUGUCCGCGAAAAUCAUCCGUACAGCGUCGCCGAGGUCAUUUCACUGCCCAUACAGAAUGGCAAUCCGCCGUAUCUUGACUGGAUCUCGAAGACGGUGUCGGAAAAACCAUAGAUUAUACCGAAUUUGUAAUGCGUUUAAUGACAAUAAAGGUUUAUUGAACGUGA